AAAACAGUUUCUGCUGUUCUAGAUACGUUUGCGCCUCGAAGCCUUGUAAGACGAAAUUAUGGCGUCCACACCCCAUCCGCUUGACCCGCUUACGCCGGAAGAGAUAACAAAGGUAGCCAAUGCAGCUCAAUCAUCGUUCGAAGGUCAGGCUUUGAACUUUAGGGUCAUCACUUUGAGAGAACCACCAAAAGACGAGCUCGUCACAUACCUCGAAGCAGAGCAUCGGCGUGAUCAAGCACUACCGAAGAUCAGUCGUUGCGCUCGCGUGGAGAUCCUCGUGAGGAGUAAGAAUGGCGCAAAUGACCUAUUCGAACUCAUCGUUGCCAUCGACAGUAAUAAUGUCAUCGGGAAACAGCAUCUUGAAGGCAAGCACUCGUACAUUGACGCAGCGUAUAUGAAAGAGGUUGAAGAGGCGUGCUUGCGCGACCCGAAAGUCCAGGCAGAAAUUGAAACCCUCAACAUACCAGAAGGAGCAUCUGUGAUUGUCGAACCCUGGGCUUAUGCUACUGACGGUUCAAAUGAUAUGUCUCGUCGCAUCUCGAUGUGCUGGUUUUAUCUUCGACUCACAGCCCACACAGACGCAAACUACUACGCCUAUCCACUUGACGUCUGCGCCGAAGUUUCUGAAGACCUGGAAGUCACCAAAAUCUACCGUCUACCUACUUCAGGCAAUGAACAAAUUCACCACGAGAUACGCUCUUUCAACCGAGGGAAGAUUCACGCCACAGAUGCGAGCGAGUAUCAUCCCGAUCUGCGAUCCAGUCCUCGUACGACUACAAAACCAUACCAAGUUGUCCAGCCAGAAGGCCCAUCAUUCCAGAUCAAUGGCCAUAGGGUUAACUGGGAGAAGUGGACGUUUAGAGUGGGUUUCAACUAUCGUGAAGGUCUGACUUUGCACGACAUCCGAUACGACGGGCGAAGCCUAUUUUACCGCCUAUCUUUGGCAGAGAUGUUCGUACCCUACGGUGAUCCACGAGCUCCGUUUCCAAGGAAAGGAGCAUUUGACCUGGGAAACGAUGGCGCAGGUAUCAAUGCGAACAAUCUGCGACUGGGCUGUGAUUGCCUUGGCACUAUCAAAUACUUUGAUGGUUGGCACAAUACGUCCUCCGGCCUCCCACUAAAACUGCCAAAUGUAGUCUGCCUGCAUGAACAGGAUGACGGGAUACUUUGGAAGCAUACAAAUUUCCGUACAGGGCAUGCCGUGGUGACACGCUCGCGCAUUCUUGUAUUGCAAACGAUCAUCACUGUAAGCAACUACGAAUACAUCUUCGCCUUCCAUUUCGGUCAAGAUGCGUCGAUCAACUACGAAGUUCGGGCAACCGGUAUCCUCUCUACCGCACCCAUCGCUCUCGGUGAGCCCAAACCGCCCUUUGGUACCAUUGUAGCACCCGGCGUGCUUGCACCAUACCAUCAACACCUUUUCUGCUUGCGAAUCGACCCUGCUAUUGACGGUCACAAGAAUUCAGUCGUAAUCGAAGAGUCACACGCGAUGCCUGUUAAUGAUCCAGAUGUACACAACCCUUUCGGCGUCGGGUAUGAGACUCGCACCAAUUACAUCGAGCACGAAGGUGGAUUCGAUCUCGAUCUUACCAAGAAUCGCGUGUUCAAGAUCGUCAACGAAGCAGAGACCAACGCCAUGACACAGACGCCAGUAGGCUUCAAGCUGCUUCCCUCGUACAGCCAGAUGCUUCUCGCGCAUCCAUCAUCCUUCCACGCUCGGCGAUCUGAGUACGGCAAGCAUGCAGUAUGGGUGACAAAGUACCGCGAAGAUGAGAUGUUCCCUUCAGGCAAAUACACAAUGCAGUCGAUGGGUGGUGAUGGCAUUGCGAGUGCGAUUGAAAAGAGAGCUGGAGACAAGAAGCAAGCGAGUGUUAGGAACGAGGAUGUCGUGGUCUGGCAUACUUUUGGGUCAACACAUAAUCCCAGGAUCGAGGACUGGCCAGUCAUGCCAUGUGAGAAGAUGGUGGUUGGACUGAAGCCGGUCAACUUCUUUGACAAGAACCCUGGACUGGAUGUUGCGCCGAGCACUCAAGAGGUGAACAAGAGUGUGCUAUACGAUGGCGAUGCGGCGAAUGCGCAAGAUUGUUGUACGAAAUCUGCUAUAUAGCCAAGGG
This is a messenger RNA of Alternaria alternata, 2114 nucleotides long. RefSeq lists its product as hypothetical. Gene Ontology annotation, biological process: amine metabolic process. The coding region runs from base 59 to 2107 and encodes 682 amino acids. The transcript has 4 exons. Gene Ontology annotation, molecular function: quinone binding; copper ion binding; primary methylamine oxidase activity. The record is from RefSeq and is a predicted model, not a curated record. Lineage: Eukaryota; Fungi; Ascomycota; Dothideomycetes; Pleosporales; Pleosporaceae.